Molecule: messenger RNA, 2112 nt
Organism: Crotalus tigris (Tiger rattlesnake)
Lineage: Eukaryota; Metazoa; Chordata; Lepidosauria; Squamata; Viperidae
Gene: UXS1
Product: UDP-glucuronate decarboxylase 1
Exons: 15
Coding region: 196-1467 (423 amino acids)
Biological process (GO): D-xylose metabolic process
Cellular component (GO): cytoplasm
Molecular function (GO): UDP-glucuronate decarboxylase activity; NAD+ binding
Source: RefSeq, a predicted model, not a curated record
GCGUGGUGUCGCUGCCAGGAACUGGACUGGCUACUGUUCCUGCUGCCGCUGGUGGCGCGGCGGGCUGAGGAGUCUGCGGCGGGCAAGGUGGCGGUGGCAGCGGCGGCAGCGGCUCAGGGAUCCCGAGGGUGAAGCUGAUGCCUUGCGGUGCUGAGCGCUGCUGCUCGUGGCUGAGUCUUCCCCACCUGGCUGGGGAUGCUGAGUAAAGGGUCGCUGCAGCGUGUGCUGUCUGCCAUCAAUAGGAGACGGAGGAUGAAGCUGUUGAUGGGGCUCGCUCUGGUCGCCUAUGUCGUCUCUGUAUGGGGAAAUGUGCUCAACAUGAGCAGGUUUAUCCAGGAUAAUGGAGAUCAAAAAGUAGAAAAUAAAAUUGAAGAGGUUAUUGCACCUCUAAGGGAAAAGAUCCGAGAAUUAGAGAAAAGUUUUACUCAAAAGUACCCACCAGUGAAGUUCUUAUCUGAAAAGGACCGUAAAAGAAUUUUGAUAACUGGAGGAGCAGGGUUUGUGGGUUCUCAUCUUACUGACAAACUAAUGAUGGAUGGCCAUGAAGUUACAGUUGUGGACAACUUCUUUACGGGCAGGAAAAGAAAUGUGGAACACUGGAUUGGCCAUGAGAACUUCGAACUGAUUAAUCAUGAUGUCGUAGAGCCCCUGUACAUUGAAGUGGACCAGAUUUAUCACUUAGCCUCUCCAGCUUCUCCUCCAAAUUAUAUGUAUAAUCCCAUAAAGACAUUAAAGACAAACACAAUUGGAACAUUAAAUAUGUUAGGUUUAGCAAAACGUGUUGGAGCCCGUCUUCUCCUUGCAUCCACUUCUGAAGUGUAUGGAGAUCCUGAAGUUCACCCACAAAAUGAAGAUUACUGGGGUCAUGUGAAUCCUAUAGGACCUAGAGCAUGUUAUGAUGAAGGAAAAAGAGUUGCUGAAACCAUGUGCUAUGCCUAUAUGAAGCAGGAAGGUGUUGAAGUAAGAGUUGCCCGAAUCUUCAAUACAUUUGGACCCCGAAUGCAUAUGAACGAUGGCAGAGUUGUUAGUAACUUUAUCUUGCAAGCUCUUCAAGGAGAACCUUUAACUGUAUAUGGGCCUGGCACUCAAACCAGAGCAUUCCAGUAUGUCAGUGACCUUGUGAAUGGGCUUGUGGCCUUAAUGAAUAGCAACGUUAGCAGUCCUGUUAACUUGGGGAAUCCAGAGGAACAUUCUAUUCUAGAAUUUGCCCAAUUAAUUAAAAAGCUUGUGGGCAGUGGAAGUGAAAUCCAGUUUCUGUCAGAAGCUCAAGAUGAUCCUCAAAAAAGGAAGCCAGAUAUCAAGAAAGCCAAACUAUUGCUUGGUUGGGAACCUGUGGUUCCAUUGGAAGAAGGUUUAAAUAAAGCAAUUCAUUAUUUUCGGAAAGAACUGGAAUAUCAAGCAAAUAACCAAUAUAUUCCUAAACCAAAACCUGCUAGGAUAAAAAAAGGAAGAAGCAGACAUAACUAAAAAUUCAGUUAGAAUGACAUUUUUACCUUGAAUUUGAGAAGAUGUCAUAUGUUUUUUGGAAAAGACUUCAGAACAGGUAUCAUGAAGAGAAAAAAAACUGGAAUUUCACUCUGAAGCUUGCUUUAAAGAAGUGGAUGUGCCUCAACAAGAAAACUGCAGUUCUUGCCUUGCACUUUUUAAAUCUGUCUUUUUAUGUCAAAUAGAUGCAUCUUUUUUUAGUAUCUUCAGGUUUUAUAUCUUGCUGUGAGAUCAUUUGUUAUAACUGUCCUUGACAGUUUUAUUUACUGGUUUCUUUGUGAAGCUGCGUAUAAGAUAAGAAGGGCAGAAUUGCCAAUUUAUUUAUAAAAUGGGUACUUUAAAUGAGAGAUACUAUGCAUAAAGGAAAAAAGGUAGCAGUAUUGUCAGAUGACAAACACUGGCAUUUAGAAAAUAUCCGUACAAGAGUUUUAUGUAUUCUUUAAAUCCACCCAACAUUUAGUUCUAGUUGCACAAUUGAAUCUGAACAAUUUCCACUGAUAAAUGCUAUUUUAAAUCACUACUGUAUGGUGCAUAUUCUGGGCGAAAGUUCAUGUAUUAUUGGCUACCAAUGGUUGAAUAUGCUAUUUUAAUAAAACACUGAAUCUUACAGAUUUAAGUAAAAGAAAA